AGUGGUGGCUGGUUUUGGUGAGUCUCGGGGUGGUGAUGAUAGAAGGAGCUAGUGUAGAGGACGAAUUUGGAGAAAAAAGAGUGCUGAUACUACACCCCAUGUACGCCGCCUCUCAUGUGCUCACCUUGCGGUCCCUGGCCAAGGCUCUCGUCGCUAGGGGACACCAGGUGACGGUGGUAAGAUGGCAGGACAGUCACCAGUACCCGGCCGCUGAUCACCCAGGCAUCACAGAGUUCGUCUUGGCCAUCAACAAUUCUGACGGCUCCAUACCUCACAUGACCCUCGAGGAGAGAGCCAGCUUUGUGAUGCCACAAGAGUUGAUGUGGGGACACGGGACGUCGUGGACGGCGCUGCCUGUGGACGCCUUCAUCACUGUGUCUGCCUUCUGCAGGACGCUGCUGGGGGACCUGCCCCUGCGCCGCCACCUCCGUCUGCAGCACUUCCAUGUUGCCAUUGUUGACCUCAUCUACAACGAGUGUAGUCUGGCAUUGGCUCAUGACCUGGGUGUUCCGUCUGUGGGUUACUGGGCCUUCACCUUCGCCGGAGGAGAACCUCAGUACACUACAGCCUUCAGCCCUCCGUCAGUAGUGCCCCAAAUCCUCUCCCACUACAGAGACGUAAUGACCUUCCCGCAACGUAUAGUCAACCACUUGCACGCCAUCGGCAGCCAUGUUGUCAUGCAGGUGGAGCUGGCAGUAACGGGGUGGCAGAUCAAGAAGUACCUGCCGUCUUGUCCGCCACCUGGGACGCUGCUGGCUGAGAUGUCAGGCAUGUUGAUCAACUCUCACUCGGCCCUCGACUACCCGAGGCUGCUACCUCCUUCCUUCAUUAACGUGGGCGGCUUACAAGUUCAUCCUCCUAAACCCUUACCUGAGGAGGUGGAGAGGUGGGUGGGAGGGUCUGGCUCGGCUGGUACAAUACUCUUCACCAUGGGUUUCAUCUUCAAUUCUCGCGUUGUUCCAGCCCAUGUCAUCAACAACCUCAUGGGCGCUUUUGCUCGACUCCCACACCGGGUGUUAAUGAAGCUGGAGGGGGAGCACCCCAAACCACCGCACAACGUUAAGGUGGUCUCCUGGCUUCCUCAACAAGAUGUUUUAGGGCACAACAAGACGGUGUUGUUCUUCACCCACUGUGGGAUGCACGGGGUACUGGAGGCGCUGUACCAUGGAGUGCCCAUGGUGGGCAUGCCAGUGUUCGCUGACCAACAGGAUGUUCUCAUCAGGAUGGAGGAGAGAGGAGUGGCCCGGGGCGUUCACAAGGAGGCGUCAGAGGAACAGAUUUACCAAGCCAUUAUCCACGUCCUCAAUGAACCCAGGUCAGAAUUAUUCCAAAUUUUAUUUAUCUUCAGGUUUUGUGUGUUUAGGUCUUUACAGAUAUUUUUUUUGUUUAUAAAAAGUUCAAAUGCGAAGUCCAAUUGUAGAUGAAUGGUUCAGAGAACC
Cherax quadricarinatus is the source of this 1439-nucleotide messenger RNA. The record is from RefSeq and is a predicted model, not a curated record. Lineage: Eukaryota; Metazoa; Arthropoda; Malacostraca; Decapoda; Parastacidae.